Molecule: messenger RNA, 2827 nt
Organism: Panicum virgatum (switchgrass)
Lineage: Eukaryota; Viridiplantae; Streptophyta; Magnoliopsida; Poales; Poaceae
Exons: 4
Coding region: 63-2672 (869 amino acids)
Source: RefSeq, a predicted model, not a curated record
GGCGCCACCUCGCUACGUACAUCGCUCGACUCUUUUAAUUAGCUAGCUUGGCAAAUAUAUUUAUGGCUAGCCGGUAUGCUGUGGAUGACUCGUUGUGGAAUGAAGUGCAGAUCAUCAAUGGGUAUGCCGUGUUCAUGGGGUACCUGAUGAUGGGCGUAAGGGGGUUGGGCGUCUCGGUCGUUACUUGGACGACUGUCGUCCUACUUGGUGGCUUCGUUUCUGAUCUGCCGACCAAGGACUUCUGGUGUCUCACAGGAAUUACGCUAGUACAAGCUGCCGGGGUCUUCAAUUUCCUCUUAAAAGAAAAGUUAAGUGACAUGUUGCAUUCUUGGUGGGGUUUGCUGGCUACUGUAUUUGCCACGGUCAAAGAAGAAGAAGGUGAAUUUGAAGGAAAAAACAAAGUGAUUGCAUAUAUUUUAGCUGGGGUCCAAGGACUUGUGCUUUGUAUUGUCUUAUGUCCCCUUGGGGUUCUGUACAUGCUUGGGUUGUAUAUCUCUGCGGGAGUUUCUUUGUGGCGUCUAAUAGAGCACGACUUUGGAAAUGCUGGGGGUGCCAAUCAGAAGCCGGCGCUACAAGUCUUGUACAGCUUAGCAGUGGUACAAGGCGUGCUCUUUGGUUACAGGACAUUACACGCUCUUAUGUCAAGAACCCGGCUACCAAAAUUGGUGGCAGAGCUCGCAACGAUGGACGAAGAGCUAAAAUUUGAAAAAGUCCCAAUUCAACCCCCCUUCUUAGGCCACGAUCCUUUCAUAGUUGCAGAGUACCUAGAGGAGACCGUAGCAGGGUGCGAGAAGGAUUCAUCAUUUGCCACCGGAAGGAACCUUGUGACAUAUGGUGUGGAGUUGAUGAUGGAAGCUAAGUCAAAUGAGGGUUUCAUUGCUGGGAUAAGGGUUCUGGCCGGGGCUAUCAAGGAUGAGUACUGGAGGGGUCGAAAGGUGCUAGCAAAACAUCUGCUAACCCAGUCAGAUUCCUCGAGCCACGUGAUCCUUCGGCGGCUGCUAGAGGCGAUAGGUCCAAGAAGCCCAUAUAGUAGAGAGAUCAAGGAGCACGUGGUGAAGAUACUAUCUCUUGUUGCUCGUGGCAUCCGUCUGGAGCAGUACCCACGAGCAAUUGAGUGCUUAUCUUCCGUGGUUGACACAUACGGCAGCCGCCGCCGCAACAGCAAUGUUGAUAGCACAUUCAAGGACUAUGAGAGAGUCGAGCUGCUGGAGGAAUAUGAGCGAGGCUACCUGGUGUUUGACCGUGAGAGUCCACCGGCUGCUUUCUCCUUGGGUAGGGCCAGCAGCGGUAGUACUCUAAUACAGUGGCUGGCCCAGCGCCUUAUUCUGUGCAAAAGAAAAGCAAUGGAAGAAAACAAUGGGAGUUGUCGCCGUCUGCUGAGGCCAAACACAUCACCAGUCGUCCAUGGCUUCGACGAGCUGCUUACGGAAGCGCUAAACAUCAUUCACCAGAUCCUAGUUCAUGAGGACAACCGAUGGAUUGUGCGUGCUUGUGUAUCCAACUCCGUGCUGCACAGGAUUGCCAUGUUCCCUCGCAAACUUCUUAAGGACGAGAAUCAUGACCCGUGUAGCGUGUUUCAGGAAUCAGAGCUCCAUAUGCUAGAGAAAUGCUGGGUACUCAUAGAAUGGCUCUUGGCUGCUGUGACACAGGCCAACGACGACAACCUCUCUUCUUUACGGCCUGCAAAUCCUUCAGUAUUAGGUGGAGGUGGAACAAGAACAAGUGGAGGAGGAGAAGAAGAAAAACUAAUACAAGAGGAGGUGGAAGAAUGCUACCUUCUCCGGUCCAUGGUUGGCUCCGCUCUUGGGAAUGCAAUCACGAAUACCAUCAGAAACAGCAUGAAAAGCGCCAUCAAGAGCAUAUUUGACUGCCUCGACUGUCGAGCGACACAGAAAAAGCAAGGCAUACAAAUUCUCCUGCAUCUUUCUUUGGAUAUAUCCUUUAUCAUCGAGGACAGCGAAAGCAGUAAACAAAGGCUCACGUGGAUACUGCUCCUCAUUUUUUGCUCUACUCAUGAUGAUUCAAUGUAUUGGAGGAUUUCAGGUUUCAUAGAUCGGACUAAGAACAUGUGUGACUUUGAUCGCAUCAAGGAAUUAGCCGGUGAAAAGUUGUGCCACAUACUUGGAGAGAAGCACGAUGAGAUACCUGCUGCUUCGAAAGGAAGUGAGAUAGAGUUAUUACAGUCAGUUCGUCUUGCUCUUGAAGAUCUUGCUAAAGCAUUUGCUGAUGAUGCCCUAGACAUUUCAAUCAGAACGCAUGCAACAAUAAUCAUGGAGGGUCUAUGUAUUCGUUACACCACCUAUAUGAACUUCGUCGAGGAAGUGGAGGCAUUCUUGGUCGCUGCAAUCCCAAAGGUGGUCAAUGAAAUACUAAUUCUUUGUGCAUCCACAAGAGAAGAAGGACAAGCACAGGCGAGUACUGAUGUGGAAAAAGGUGGUGUCUCACAGGACAUCCUUGGCCAAGAUGGCUAUACGGACAACGAACGUCGACUCAGGAAAGCCUUGGUAUCCUUGUACACGGUUGGCUAUAUGAGAGACUUCAGUUUGAGGCCUAAGUUCGAGGAGAUGGCAUCUAAAAUAUGUAAGGAACAAGGGAGGCCUUUCGAGGACUUCGAAUCACUCCGUUUGAAUUCAUCUGCACUAAUCUCUAGGAUUUCAAAUCACUCUUGUUAGUUUGAAUACACAUUCAUCUGUAGCCAUCUCUUUAUAUAUGUAUUUCUUGAUCCAAGUCCUCAUGCAUAGAAAAUAUGAGGAUGCAGGUCUGGUGUGUCUUGUAUGGCUUCGAAUAAUUGAACACAAGAAGAAGUGUCAUGUGUGGUUUCGUUGUA